ACCAGCAGUGCCUCCAUCAAUUGAUUAUUGGAGUUGCCUACAUACUUUGGAAAUGAUUGGUUGUGGAAACGUUACAGAAUUUCCAUGUGUUCCGUAUACCGUCUCUAAGUUAUAUCUGGAUUUAUCAGGAAUUAAAGAAAUUCCUCCAUGGAUCUCGGAUCUCUAUGGACUGAAAGAGUUGUCGAUGGCAUUUUGCUCGGACCUACGAGAGAUCUCGCCAAAAAUUUGUGAGCUAGAACAACUCGAGUCACUUAAUUUUAAAGGCUGCUACAAUGUAAGGGAAUUCCCUGCAGAAAUUUUCCAAAGCUUUUGUCAAUGGCAUGCGUUGGAGCUGACAUUGAUCAACAUUGGGGAGAACAGUUUGCCAAUGUAUACAGCUGAGACGACUUACGAUUUCCCCCUGAAUUUGGAUCUUGCAGGAAAUGAUUUUGAGAGUAUCCCAGAUUCGGUCGUACGGCAGGCCUGUGUUGUUCUCCCCCCGGGAGAUGAGCUAGAUGAUGUGCCUUUCCGCCUUUUCCAGAUAUCUUGCUAUGUGAGAGGCAGACAUUCGACCACUGUAUAUAAAUGGCCAGAGAUAUAUGUGAAUGAAUCAGAUGAAACAGAUGAUCGGCUUCUGGAGAAUCAUCUGUUUAUACUCAACUCUUAUUUCACGCUUGAGGAAGACAACAUCCCCGAAAGUGAGAUGCUUUUUGAUUUCAAAUGCUUGGGGAUAAAAGUAUAUCCGGACACCAUAUCCUCUAAUAUAUUUGGAUGUGGUGUACAACUCUUGGAGCCUUGUUCCUGCGAAUAUGACAGUGUAGCUCACCCUGAGUUAUCUACUCUACCGCUUGAGGAGGAGGAUGAAGGCAACAACAACAGCAUGGCAGUGACAAGGAGAAGCAAUAAACGAGAGCGCUCAAGUGUUGCAGAGGGACUAGAGAGGACAAGCAAGAAUCUGAGAAUUAGCAAUUGAGAAAGAGACCAACAUUGAUAUACUCUGUUUAUGUGUAUAUCUCUUUAACAUUGAUGUUAUAUAUGUGUGACUCUAAUUUGGUUCAUUAACAGCUUGAAGGAAGUACUAGAUGUGCUGAUGGUUGUUGAAUGCGGUUGUGAGGGAAAGUGACAAAACUUGUUAUCAGAAGAAAGAAGUCUUGUGUCC
Molecule: messenger RNA, 1138 nt
Organism: Arabidopsis arenosa
Lineage: Eukaryota; Viridiplantae; Streptophyta; Magnoliopsida; Brassicales; Brassicaceae
Source: the annotation of a GenBank genome assembly